UCAAAUGCUAACUCAUUUCCGGAAACUUAUUCUACAGUUAGCAUCAUAUUCAUACCUGUUGAUAAGCUGAUUCCCUUGCUGUCUCUUUCAUUCGCAAAUUCACCAAUUAAUCAUGAAGAACAACAAGACGUCUGUUUCCUUAAAACAGGUAAUCUCUUCUAUGGUGACGAGUUCCAUAGCCAAAGCCAAAUCCAUAGCUGUUAAGAGCAAAAUGAAUGCAGCCAAAGCCAGACUGAUCAUGUUGACAUUGAUGAAAAGCAAGAAAGCAGUUUUGCUUGGUUCUAUCUCCAACAAGAUUAAUGGACUCCUUGGCGACGAUAAGGAGGAGAACGACCAAAACCAAGACGACCAAAGCAAAGCCAUAGUUCCAUAUUCAUACGACGAUGGUGAUGGUGAUGGUGAUGGUGAUGGUGAUGGUGAUGGUGAUGAAGAUGAAGAUAAGUACCCAGAUUUGACCCAUUGUUUGUUCGAUGAGGAAAUGGAGUUGGAGGCGGAGACACAAGGCGGGUCCAUCAUUGAGAUGGUAAGGAACUCCAAAGAAGAAGGAGAGGAUUUCAGGUUAGAAGACGAGAUCGACCACGUUGCUGACUUGUUCAUAACCAGGUUUUACAAACAAAUGCGCUUGCAGAAGCUCUUGUCUUUCAAGAGGUAUCAAGAAAUGAUGGAGAGAAGCGUUUAGAGGCUUUAAUUUAACCCCUUUACUAUGUUUUAUUUUUUUUUUACUUUUGUUUGCUUUCGAUUUCUUUGAUUUUUUACUUGAUUAAUGUAUAAACCUAUCCAACUUGCCUAAUUCUCAUUUCUAAUGUAGCCAGUGAUAUGGGAUUGUGAUAAAAGAUAUUAUAUUAAAA
Messenger RNA from Gossypium arboreum, 848 nucleotides. RefSeq names its product phosphopantothenoylcysteine decarboxylase subunit SIS2-like. The record is from RefSeq and is a predicted model, not a curated record. The coding region runs from base 113 to 679 and encodes 188 amino acids. Lineage: Eukaryota; Viridiplantae; Streptophyta; Magnoliopsida; Malvales; Malvaceae. The transcript has a single exon.